CGCCUGCGCGGCCGGUAGCUGCGCGACAUAUUUGUCGGGCGGGACCUAUAUGGCGCCUCCAGCGGACCUUUCUGGAAGCGUUGGGAACUGGAGUGCUCGCGGCCCCGCUCCCCAGCGGCGGGAAGGUGUGAUGUCUAAGGUGGUAGCAAGUGAGAGCCACGCAGCAGCCCUGCAAGAAGAUUGCAAGGGCGGGUCAAGAAGGAGGAGCUGGGGGCUGUUGGCCACUGCUGGUGUUGGUGGGACCUUGGUGGCUCUCUAUGCUGUGGUCACCCCCUUCGUGACCCCGGCACUGAGGAAAGUGUGCCUGCCCUUUGUUCCUGCAACUUCCACCCAGAUCCAGAACGUGCUGAGAAUGUUAGAAAACAGAAGUGGCUCCCUAGUUGACAUUGGUAGCGGGGAUGGCCGUAUUGUGAUAGCAGCUGCAAAAAUGGGUUUCAAAGCUGUUGGUUAUGAAUUAAAUCCCUGGCUAGUCUGGUACUCUAGAUACCGUGCCUGGAGAGAUGGGGUACAUCAGAACACCAGGUUUUAUAUUUCAGACUUAUGGAAGGUUUCUUUUUCGCAUUAUACGAAUGUUGUUGUCUUUGGGGUGCCUCAAAUGAUGCCACAGUUGGAGAAGAAGCUGGAAGAAGAGCUGGAAAGUAAUGCCAGAAUUAUUGCCUGUCGUUUUCCUUUCCCUUGCUGGAUCCCAGAUCAUACUACUGGAGAGGGAAUAGACACUGUGUGGGCCUAUGAUUUGAAACAUUCCAGAGGAUGUGAAACAAAAAGAUUAGAAAUUUCACCAGAGACAGAAUCCUAAAAAUUUAAUUUGUUUUUGUGCUGAAAUUUUUGGCUUUGAGUUCACCUUUUAAAGAUAAGAAUGAAUAGAGCCCCAGGGUAUGGAGAUACACAGUCACUAAAAUAAAUUAAAUACACUGGUUAUCUGAAAGCAGACAAAGUUUAGUGAAAGGUGUAGCUAAAUGGCUUAAUAUAGUUAGUAAGAAUUAUGAGAAAGUUUUAUAGAAGUGGAAAACUUUAAUAUGGAAAAUGGGAUAAAACAUGGUUCACUACUGUUAAGAGGAAUAUAGAUGUACUAGUUAAGAUGCUCAAAUUGGUGAACUUAAUACAUGCGUUCUUUUUGAGCCUAUGUCACAUUUGUUAUUGGUAUUGGAAGCGGCGUGCAAGCGGCUUCUGAAAUGAGCUGUGGUUUCCAAAUGUCUGUUACGUGUGCUGAGUAGGCAUAAAGCUGAAUACAUCAAACUGAUGCAGAUUGAGUGUGAUGAUGAUACCAAUGUUUUGCACCUCAGCCUUGAAUGUGUACUUUUUAAAGUUGAAUAUGAGAUAAGCAAAUAUGAUGAGUUGCUUAUUCAUUAACACAAGUGCAGCCCUUGAUGUGUUUUUAUUUAACUUGUGAUGUGAAGAUGAAACUGCAGAAAUGUGUUUUUGCUGAACACUUAUUGGUAUAAAUCUUUGCAAAUGAUCAUGAUUUUUCCUAACCUUUCUGAUUUAGGAAGGUUUUCAGAAGUCACCUACUUGGCAGUGAAGUUUCACCACUUCUGUGCUUGCAAACCUUGGAUAAAGUGUAGGCGGGAGCUGCUUACUUGAAUGUGUAAUAAAGACUGUCUCUGAUUCUAGGGCUAGUUGGUCUGGCUAGCUUGGUUAAAUCUGAUUAGACCUCAUUUAAUUUAUAGGGAGAUGGGAAAGGACAUUUUCAGUCAGGCUUCUUUUCCCCUUUACUUUUCUGUGCCAUCUGAUGAGAUCUAAGAAACCCGUGGCUUUGCUGCAUGGCUUUUCCUUGGAAGGUGAGGCAAGUUCUCCCUGUGUCUUUGCUGGUUUGGAGUGAGGUACUACUGCUACUUCUGUGACAUUUUCCUUUUCUAACAUGGUUACAGCACUCUUAUAUUUUGUCAGUCUGCUUACUUGGUCUGUGUUUUGGUUCCCAGGUAAAAUUUUACUGUUUUCACCUUUUAAAAAUCAGUCAAAGUUCCUGGCCCCAGUUAACGUAUAGACUGUUAAGCAGUGACUAUGUAAGUUUGUCAGACCUUUGCGUAUAUGAUACCCAUAGAAUGAAGCUAAAACAGGCUAAGGAAUUGCCACCUGUCAAGUAAAAUUACUUCAGGACAAGAGAAGUGCUGAGAUCCUACAAUUUCAGGUAAAUACAAAGCCUGUAACAUUUUAUUAGGCAUUGGGAAGGCAUGUUUGCUGGACUAUAGUGUCUGACUUGAAGAGAAGUUAGGUGUUAUUUGGGAUGUGUGGUCUACAGUUAUACCUGUACCCAGGCUUUUUAUUCUUGGUGGGAGUGAAGGAGUAAGAAGAAUCUAAAAUACAAAUCUACACUGAGGAGCAGUAAAAUGUUUUUGUCCUGAUAUUUUAUACAAAGCAGGAGAAGAAAGGGGCAAAUGUAUCUGCUCUGGAGUUUGCAAAGGAGAGCUGAUUUCAGCCUUGCAUGGCAAAGCACAGCUGUAAGCGUGGAGACUAUGUGCUAAAGAAUGCUGAUUUCUGGUAAGCAGUCUUUUACAGCCUUUCACUGAAGUGUAAUGUAGUGCACCUUGUGGAACUACACUGAACGCUUUCUACUAUGAUUUAAGUGUUAUGAUUAUUACACAGUGACAGGACAGGGCUACAGCGACAUGUCUAACAUGGCUGAAUGUACUUUAAUAUCUCAAGGCUGUAAAACUGAAACCUCAGACAAAGGAAAUCUGAAAUUAUUUCUCUUGGGGGGGGAAAAACAUACAAAGGGGAAAUAAGCUAAUUAUGCAGAGUUCUUCCUCAAAUGAUUAUAAAGGAGGAGACAGAAGAGUUUGAUCAAGUGAAUUGUGACUCAUCGGCAGUGCAGUGCUCUGACCCAGGUUUCCACAGCCUGCUUUCAUGAAAGUUAGUUUGCAGGGAACGAAGCAAAUAUUUUUCUGCUGUGUUUGACUAUAUAUUUGUCUAUUGCGUUAUCAUUUGCCUGUUAAAAGGUAAAACUGAAUUUCUCAAUUCUGCCCAUGGGAGAGGCUUUGGGGUAUGUAAUUCUUAGUUCCCACCUAUCACUCCAGAAAUAUUUGUUGAGGAGGGCAAUAUAGAAUUAAUGAUGUGAUGGCCUGAGCUUUGGGUGCACUAAGUACUGUCCUCACAGCAAGGAAAGAUGUAUGAAUGCUUUUAAAGUAAGGCAGAGGGCUGUUUCUUGCUCUGGCCAUUUUCUUUCAGGGGUCUACACUGACAUAGACAGUGGUUUGAAGAUUCAGAAUUCCUUAUUACAUAAGAAAAUGUCCAGUAUUUCCUGUUUUCAUGGUGGGAGUGUGAAAUGGAAAGCAAAUUGCUCUAAUUUACACGGAAGGGGAGGGGGGAGCUGGGAAAGCAUUUUCUUGUCAUGUCCUCCAUUUUUAUAUCACUUGCUAUGUUCAUUUGAUAGUUUACAAGAUUAAAUACUUAACUGUGACUUCAGUUAUCACUGAAUGGAUUAUUAUGUUGAUACAGUUCCAAUUGCUAGGGUAGUGUAUUACGAUUUCAUUGAUAUACUACUACAGAGUACAAAUUUAUUUCUUCUGAAAACCAGGAAAGCCUUAGAGAACUGGCUUAAUCAAAUUAUAGCGUAGGGCUGAAGCCAGUAGAAGGAAAUGCAAGAUGUGCAUGCUGUUCAAUACCAAAGUAAUUCAGGUAUACAGAAAAACCUAUAGUUUAUCUUUGUUUACGUCUUCUAGUAGAAUCCCUCACCUCUUGGGAAUUACUUGUUUUAUUCCUUCCUUGCCCUGCCAGAUCUUAGCAAAACUAGUUGCUACAUUGCUGAAUAAGUAAUACUUUCCUGAAAUAAUGUAGAAUUUGAUCUGUUUGAAAAUAAUGCAAGUCAGAGUUCUCCGAGAGUCAAACUUUCAAUGUUUUUUUUGUUCUUUUUUGCAUUGAGACAUAUUAUGUCCCCACAGGCUUUGUGAUGCAAGAUCAGUUGUACCAAUGUGGCAUCUGAGUGCUACAAUUCAAAUUUUGUAGUUUCCCAUUUUGCACAAAUUGGCUUUCUUGAGAGAGAGAGAGGGGUACGGCUACAAGAGAGGCGUUUGAUAUGCAAGUUGCUUGGUGUUCUGCACAGUCACUGCAGCUACACAGCAACCUUAACCAAGGUUGUCCAGAUUUGUUUGUGAAAUGUGCACAUAUUUUGUGAGCUUUAGGCACUUCUCUAUUACUGGCUAUAUUGAAGUUCUUGAUUUAUCCUCUGGUCUGAUUAUAUGCUACCACUUAAUCUAAUGUUGCUCCAACUAAGUUAAUCUCCUGUCUCUGAGCUGCUAUUUGUUUCUGACUCAUGAGCUGUAGCCAGGUAAGACAGUACAGAAUCAGGUUUAAAGUAAAGUAUCACAUUUCAUACUCACGUAUGAGUAUGGUCUGUGAGGAAAAAAGGUUCCAAAGCGCAGGCUUUGGGAAAGUCACCUUUAAUGAAGGAUGCAGCUUGGGAGAUGACAGAGAUCUCCUGAACUCUGCAUAAAUAUUUUAAGAAGGACUUGAGAUUUGCUUUUCUCAUGUAUGUGUACUUUAAAAUAUUUUACCACAGUAAUACCACUCUAAGAUCUACAGAAGUAAGCAGAGGUAGCAUUUGUUUAUCUUCUUAUGUUUUGAGCUAUGGGAGAAAAGGGGCCAUAGGAUUCCCUUCCUCAAGUGUGGCAGUUUGAACUAUUUCAGAAGCAGUUUAACAGACUCGCAUAUCAGCUGUGUGUAUUUCUCACUGUGAUGAGCAUGCCAUGACGCAGCAAUGGGUUCAUGUGUAAUACCAUUACACUGGAAUGAAAACUAGUUAUUGAUAGAUCACCUCAUACUUCUGUAGUUUUACUUUUCAUGAUGGUUUACAAAUACUGAAGCAUUUGUUCAAGAAAGGACAUGAAUUCCUCAAAAUCAUGGUUGAAGGAGGCAGCUUAACAUUAGAUUUAAUACCAACAAAAUCUUUCGGUCAGCUAUUUUUCUUUUACAUUUGCCAAAUUUGUGCUUCUCUAGUUUUACAAUGUAGCCCCAACUUGUUUCUCAGAAGUAACAUAAGUUUGUUCUAGAAAACUUCUUGAGUUCUUGACAGGACACUGUGGCACCUAUGUUUAAUUUAAAAAACACCCUUGAGUGAGCUGCACAAUUAAUAUUUUCAGUAUUUCUGUUUGAAUGAUAAACUUCCUAUUCAUCCUUGUGUGCUUCACUGAGGGAGACUGAUACAUGGAUAGUUAAAUUUUUUUAUUCUUUUUCUGAACUGUUCUUAUUUCAGUGUGGGGUUUUUUUUUCGUAUUGUCUUUUUACAAUUUGAGUGUUCGACUUCAUAAAUUCAUCAAAUCUUCUGUUUUGCUGUAUUUCCUUUUUUUUUUUUUUUUUUCUUCCGUGUAAACUAGCUCCCCUUUUUUUUCAGCAACUUUGCAGGAAGACUGAAUUUGUCAAGGAAUGUCUUUUUUCUCUUCAAUGUUUUAACAUGUAUUUAACUAACCUCCUUGAUUUAUUUAGGUGUCUGUAUGCUGACACAGCAUGACUUUUGUUUCCAGUAAAUGAAAGAAAAACAUCCACCCAUAUGGUAUUUAGACUGAAAAAUAGCCUCAGUCUACAACAAUUCUGACUAUUUAGUAGUUUUAAGUACUUAAUUUCACAUUUUUAUUGUAUUUCAUCACCUGGCAAAUGAAUACAGGCCUUUUAUCCAUUCAGUAGUUCUUUGGAUUGGGGUUAUUUGUUCAGGUGGGAAUUUUGCUGAUUUCUUUUUCUUAGUAUAAUGUUGGGGUUUCUAUUAGAGGCUUUGGUUGAAAUGUCAGACUGAUGUUUUUCCUGCGAAUUGCUGUGUAGUCCUUGGAAAAAAUCACUGUAAUACAAUCCAGUGAACCACUAGCAUUGAUGAAAAUUAAAUAAAACCUGCUUACCAGCAAAUGUGCAGGGAUAUUUUUCAGCUUAUUGUAUGUGUUGUGGUUUUUAAAAAUAAAGUAGGUUUUUGAAGACCCAUAUAAAGCUUGUGACAUAAAGUUUUGAAGUGAGCAGAGGUCUUUACAAGGUCAGAAGCAGUAAAUUCAUGGCUUUCAACCUGAGGUUUGUGGUUACCUUCUGAGGAAUCCACAAAAAGUAAUUUGAAAAGCAGAUCUGCUAUCAGUAGGUUUAUAUUUGCUCCUCGUGAUUGUGUCCUUCCAUUGGCAAAAUUUUAAUAUGUCUGAAAUGAUCAAUUUUGAAUCCCUGAUCUAAAAGUAUGGGUUUACAUAAGACAGUAGCUAAAUGGAAAUGAGUUUAACAAAGUGAGGCGUUCUUGGUUUUUUCCUUCUUUCUGUUGUUGCUUGCAUGGGCUGUUGAGCCUUGACCCUGUGCAGUGUACAAAUGUAUGAGUCUGUGUCACAGAAGCACAGAAUGGUUUGGGUUGGAAGGGACCUUAAAGAUCAUCUAGUUCUAACCCCCUGCCAUGGCCAGGGACACCUCCCACUAGACCAGGUUGCUCAAACAGCUGAUGCUCAGUGGGCAGAUGUAAGCAAUGAGCCCAUCUGUGGUUUAGAGGAUGGCACGUGGUUUAGAGCUGGGGCCUUGUCCUGCAGAGCCAAGACCUGACUUGUCUGGUGCCUCUUCUGGUAAGCAUGAAACUUUGUAUUUCGCUAUGUGAGAGCAGCCACAUGGUUUUGCACGUUCCCAUUGCAUCCUAAUAACUUAAUAAUUCUAGCUUUUUAGUUAAUCUAUGAUAAAUGUGGUUUAAGGGUCUGAGGGUUUUUUUGGUGUGUUUGGUUUUUUUUGUUUGUUUGUUUGUUUUGUUGUUUUGUUUUGGGGUAUUUUUGUUUGGUUGGUUUUUUUAGGAACUACUUAAACAUGACAUUUACAUUUUCAAAGCAGCUGAUCAGCUGCCACUGAAGCCUGUCUAAAUAGCUGACGGACCCUAUGAAACUCCUUAAUGCUGUAAUGUCUGCAGAUGCCCAUGCCAGAGCUCUGGUUCAGAUGAGCAGAAAUGUGCCUCGCUCUUGCUAAGCUCUCUUGAUUUGCUGACUGAAAAUGAAUGUGUGAGGGGAGGAUACAAAAUGAAUGUUAAAAACUUGAAGAUCAUUGUGGGAGCAAAAAAUGAGUGGUAUGGGAUAUAGCCAAAAUCUCAGGGGCCUUCUCUGCUGCUAUCACUCUAGCCCCUAAGAUUUCAUGCUGUCUUUUUUCUUCCCCUAAGAUUAUGUAGCUGCUCUUGAAAGUAUACUCCUUUUUCUCCUUCCCAUUGUUUUUUCAAGCGCUUUGGAGUGUACACAAAUAAAAAUAAUUUAUAUGUCCCAUUCUGUAAAUUCGUUUCAGGACUCUCAUCAUCUGUGUUUGUGUAUAUUUUAUUGCUGCUUCCUUUUUUUUUUUCCUCAGCACACAUAGAAGCCAGAUUUACACUCCUGACUGCCUUUCUGCUCAAUGCAUAAAUAAGCUUUGUGGGUGUGAUCAAUACCAAUUAAGUUUAUUUGGAAACAGAGAUCUCGCACUGAAGCAAUUCUAAAAAGAUUUUGAGCAGGAAUGGGACUAGUGAUGCUCAUGAUGUGAAACUACUAAUGUUACUUAGUGAUAGGUAUGGUAGAGCCUCUUGCCAUUGAGGUCCUUUUAAUUCCAGUUGUCAGUCCGAUGUGUUAAGCAAAGCCAGGGAACGAAGGACUGGUAGCAAAGCAGCAGUGUUGUGUGGUAGCUUAAAAGAAACAUAUUUUCUAACAGUAUAAUCAGAGGCUGCCUUCCCCACAAAAAACCCCCAAACCAAUGAGGCCAACCUUUAGAGUGACAACAUUACAGAUUUAAAAUGGAGACUACAUUGAUCACUCUUAGAAAAUUCUAAUAUGAAAAAAGUUGCCAACUUCAGCAGCUGAGUAUUGUUUACGAGAGUGUGUGAAGUAUAAUGUAGUCAGAUCCAGGCUGACUUAAUGAAUAGUUUAAGUUUCUUAGAAAAAGUUAGCAGUUCUUGUGACAUGCAAUUAGGUUGUUUGCUUACUCUAAUAAAAGUGCAGAUCAAACACCACUCUUCUCAGGAUUAUUUGUCUACUGCAUGAAAAUUAGGUAGUCUGUGGGCUUUUCAGGAAACCUGGAUGCUGGAUCUUUCAUGAGGCUUUGUCUAUAGCUGUUUUCAUGCUUGUCUGUACCUUGAGUGAUUGUGAAUAUCAGAUGAUUUGAGGGGGAACUUUUACCCGCCUGUGUGAUACUUACAAGCGUAAGGACAAAUCAGAAGUUGAGGCAUACCUUCAAUCCCUUUCAGGAUAACAAUGAUACAGCUUCCUUGUUAGGGUGCUCCUAGUGGUGCUGAAUCCAAGGAUGCUGGAGCUCAAGCUCCACAGCAAAUAACCCAAUCAAAAACAUUGCGCAUCACUUGGCGUUUAUUGUUGUUAGCAACCACCUCCUCCCUGGUCACUACCUCCCACACAAAAUAAACAGGACGCCCCUAACCUCAUUCAUCAGGAUGUGUUCUUUGGUUUUCAGCUGCUGGUACAGAUGACUGCAUGACUUUCCAGCUUUGUCUAGGCUGUGGGCCUAGCAAGGCCUUCCCAACUUACAUUUCGGUGUAAGCAGGCUCAAUGUUAGCUUCAGCUGUCUCAGUCAAGGAUCUGCCUAAGAAAUCCUCGUAGUGUCGGAAGGCACUGAAACAAGCAGGCUUUGGGUGCUGAAGACUUCCUGGAGCUUGCUGUCUUAGCACGAUGGGACACAGCAUCAACAUUUUUGGCAAGCUUUUAUAAAGACUGCUUUAGCUCUGCUGAAUUUGAUCUCUUCGCUGAUUCAGGAACUCUGUGAAGUGGAAGAUAAAUUCACUCCAGUUUUCCCUCAGCCUAAUAGCAAUAGAACAUCAUUCUUUAGUUUUACACUGCUGUUUGUUUCUGGUACAGCCUAAUCUUUCCUUCACUGGGAGGGAAAAACCUAACACCAGAGUCCUUCCUCUCCAGCACAAACUUGAGAGCAAGGCUCUUUAACUGAGGGUCUUCCCCUUUGGAAAGUCAGCAGCACAAAGAUCCUUACCAGAAGCGUUGGGAAGACUUUUCAAAUUCUUGUUGCUGAUGCAGAUGCUAUUUGUCAGGACCACUAGUAGGAACAGCUUGGUUUUCCACCAAGACUUGGUAUAAUUACCUAUGGCUUAAGGUUAGUUCAAGCUGCUUGAUAUUGGGUCUGGUGUGGAGGCUUGGAUUAGCAGGCCUCUCUGCCUUUUUGGAGAAGAUCAAGAAUCAAGUUUUAUUCCUUACAGUAGCAUGAUUUCUUUUAUAUGUCAGUAACAACAUCAUAAUAUAUUCAUAUAAUGAAAAUGAGAAUAAUCUUCUGAUACUAAUACUCUGGCAAUAGACUAAGCAGAGUGCUACUCAAUGGAGAUUUUUUUUGGAGUUGGAUAAGGAGACACAAGUCUGUUCUCCCUUCAGUAAGCAUGUGUUGUUCCUACUAACUUUGAGGAAAUUUAUUUGCAUGUGUUAAAAAA
Strigops habroptila (Kakapo) is the source of this 9331-nucleotide messenger RNA. RefSeq names its product ATP synthase c subunit lysine N-methyltransferase (gene ATPSCKMT). The transcript has 5 exons. Lineage: Eukaryota; Metazoa; Chordata; Aves; Psittaciformes; Psittacidae. Gene Ontology annotation, molecular function: protein-lysine N-methyltransferase activity. Gene Ontology annotation, cellular component: mitochondrion. The coding region runs from base 50 to 796 and encodes 248 amino acids. Gene Ontology annotation, biological process: peptidyl-lysine trimethylation; positive regulation of proton-transporting ATP synthase activity, rotational mechanism; regulation of mitochondrial ATP synthesis coupled proton transport. The record is from RefSeq and is a predicted model, not a curated record.